Colossoma macropomum (tambaqui) is the source of this 2093-nucleotide messenger RNA. RefSeq names its product forkhead box H1 (gene foxh1). Lineage: Eukaryota; Metazoa; Chordata; Actinopteri; Characiformes; Serrasalmidae. The transcript is spliced from 3 exons. Gene Ontology annotation, biological process: regulation of DNA-templated transcription. Gene Ontology annotation, molecular function: DNA-binding transcription factor activity; sequence-specific DNA binding. Bases 49 to 1464 code for a protein of 471 amino acids. The record is from RefSeq and is a predicted model, not a curated record.
GGGGGUUAAGGACCGACUCCCUGCUCCUCCUUCUCGGGGUUCAUCAGCAUGACAAAGCUCCGGGCGGUCCCUGGGGUCUGCCUGCCUGGAGCCCCGGGAGACCCUCACCUUGACUCGAGCCAUGCACAGCCGAGGCGCACCCACAGCGCACUAGCGGAGGCAGGCGCCCUGCCCAGGGGCUCUGCGUCCACCGCGCUGAUGGAGAAGGCCCCGCCGCCGCGCCUGGAGCCCGCCGGGACCAACUACUCGGACCAGGCGGAAAAGCAGCCGAGUUCCUGGGACCAAAACGCGAACGGCAGCGGAGGAAAGAAGAAAAACUACCAGCGCUACCCUAAACCGCCCUACUCCUACCUCGCUAUGAUCGCCAUGGUCAUCCAGAACUCACCCGAGAAGAAGCUCACUCUGUCUGAGAUCCUGAAGGAGAUCAGCACUCUUUUUCCUUUCUUCAAAGGCAACUAUAAAGGCUGGAGAGAUUCGGUCCGACACAACUUGUCUUCAUAUGACUGCUUCGUCAAGGUGCUGAAAGAUCCCGGAAAACCUCAGGGCAAAGGUAAUUUCUGGGCUGUGGAAGUUAGCAGGGUUCCUCUGGAGCUGCUAAAGCGACAGAACACUGCUGUAUCACGUCAGGAUGAGACCAUUUUCGCCCAGGACCUUGCCCCCUACAUCCUCCAAGGACAUCCACACUCUCACAAACCUGAAGCCCACCCGCCUGAACCUCCACUACCUCACGUUCCCACUCGUCACACUUCCCCUCCUCCAGAGGACCCUUACCGCCCCAAACUGGACUCAUCUUUUGCUAUCGAUUCACUCCUCCACAGCUUUAGGCCGCCUAGCACUGCUGGAGACGGGAUUAGGGCUAGAGACGGCUGGGGCUUAGAACUUCCCCCUCAUGGCCGACCUACAUCUCCACAUCCGCGCUACUCAUUGUCCAAUCGCAGUGCCUCAGCUAGCUCUGCUAGUCCUGCUUCUUCCUCAUCAGAUGAGGACUGGAGAGGAUUUUCACGUUUUGGUAAACGAGGAAGCGAUGGAGAGCCAGGCUCAGACGGAUACGAUGACUCUUGCCCGCCACCAAACAAAACCGCCAAACGUGGCUCUGCACCCCCAUGGGAGUUACCAACGUCUUACGCUAAAUACACCCCUCCCAAUGCAAUAGCGCCCCCUAGCAUGCGAUUUAACGGAAAUCCAUUCAUGCCACUUGGGGGUAUUCCGUUCUAUGGCUAUGGCGGCCCGCACGUUCCACCGAAUCACUUUAGCAGCCAUGCUUACUGGCCCCUCUUACCGAGUGGGCGUGUCUCGUUACAGGCCCCACCUCUCUUAAUGGACUUGGACAGCAUGUUGCAGUCGGUUCCUCCCAAUAAAAGUGUGUUUGAUGUCCUUGGUGCUGCAAAUCAGACUGUACACCCUCCCCCAAAUCAGUACUCCUUGCAGAAUGGACCUCCACUCGGCAGGUAUUCACAGUGCUAGUUCUUUUGAACUGUAUUCACACAGAGUUGGGACACAGUAUGGCAGCUGUUUCCCUACAGACAUGAACUAUGAUGCUGCUCAACUUUUACAUUCCAAAUUUAUAGUCAGUAAUGCUUAUUGUGUUUUGUACUGACAUUUACUGAACAUUCCAGUGGGUGUACGUCAGGAAUUUGAUCAAAAAAAUCUAUACAGCUAUAAAAAUCUACCUCAGUAUGACUGACUUACAGGGACAAAUGAAUGUAGGCCAGUAUGACCAAAGACUUUGCACUGACAGAGUUUGCACUGUUAUCUUUCUCUGUCCAUACGCUUUUAUUCCUCUUUUAAAUGUUUACUACCUCGACGCUUGAAUGUCUCGGAAAUGUAGCGUUCUCUUCAAAACCUUGUCAAUUGCAAGGUGUUCCUUAAACAGGGUAUGUAUUUAUGAUUUUUAUGUGAUUUUACGAGGGGUGUGUGCCUACAUCGUCUCUUUAGAGAUGACUCUCAUGCUGCAUUUUUAAGAAGGAGCCUUAUGGGUUUGCAUUGGAUUAUGAAUUUAGCAUUUUGUAUAUUUUAGCAUAUAGCAGGUUGAACACUAUGAAUUUGGAUUUCUUCUAAGCUUGAGCCUGACUUCUGUGCUUGGCUAAACUGUU